AUUUUGGGAUAUUUUUUGAAUGCUUGUACCUAUUGUCUGGGAAAGUUUUUGAAAAUCUUGUUCCCUGUUUUGCUCCCCAUUCUGAUAAGAAAAAUUACCUUCCAUUUUUCCUACAAAUAUAGGGCUUUAGGUGAAAGUUUACGUUUGAUUUUACAAAUUUAGUACUAUAAAUUAUUGUAUUAAAGGGGUUUUUCUUAACUAUUUAAUAAAAUCAAUAAUUUUGACGUAAAUUGGUGAUUCACUUUAAAAAAACAAGACUGUUUUGUUUGUCACUGUCACCUGUCACUAGUCACUAGUGUUACUGUCAUUACUGUCAAAUGUCGGUAGAAUGACACGUGACGCCUAGACAUUUGACUUUGACAAAUUGACACUUAUAAUUUUGUAAAAAGUAAAAAAUGUCAGAAUAAAUUUUAUCAAAAAAUAUAUUAUGUUAAUUAGCUUUGGCUGUAAUUUAAUUGUACAUUUUGUAAAAAGCUUUGUCUUACGGUAAUCUCUCAUAAAUAAUGAACGCAAGGGGCCUUAUUUUGUGGUUAGUUUUUAAUGUCUACUUUAAAUAUGUCUCGUCAGACGAGCAGAGUUCUUUCGAGUCUUCCGCCGAAGGGGCUAGAUUUACCAAGGAACAUUACAAAAAUCCAAAGUCUUCCUCUAUAUUCGAAGGCAAUUUUGAUACCUGCAGCGAAGAAGACUUUGCUUGCUUAGCAAUGGCUCAAAAAGAUAGAUUAGGUUUAGAAGCUAUUAAACAGCUACACAAGCAGUUAGAUGACGAUAAGGACGGUACCAUUGAUUUAUCCGAAUCGGAUGAUUUUUUGAAAGAGGAAUUGAAAUAUAACUCGGGAGCAGAGAAGAGGCAGAAAAAUUUCCACCGCAACGACGAUUACCAUAUAUCCGUUAAAGAAUUGUGGGAAGCUUGGCUGAAAUCUGAAGUACACAAUUGGACUGUCGAGCAGACCACAGACUGGCUAUCAAAUAGCGUUGAACUGCCCCAAUACGUUCCUAAAUUUAUCGAACACCGAGUUACGGGGGCCAAUUUACCAAGAUUGGCCGUCAACAAUGCGCCCUACUUGGCUGUUCUCGGGAUAAAGGACCCCAUUCACAAACAAAAAAUCACCUUAAAGGCUAUGGAUGUGGUCCUUUUUGGACCUCCGAAAGAUACCCAUCAUUGGAAAGAUUUGACCCUAAUUUUCCUGAUCGUCGUCGGCGGUCUGGGUAGUUGGUAUGCAUACAGACAGAACAAGAAAUUCCGAAACCACUUGAACAGGAUGAGCAGGGACAUGGACGGCCUUCAGAACGCCGAAAAGGCCUUGGAGAACCUUCAGAAGGAACUGGAACGCGCGAGACAAGCUCAAGAAACUGUGAUAACGGAAAAACAAGAUUUAGAACGAAAACUGCAAGACUCCAAGAGCGAACUGAACACCCUUCCGAGUUCCUAUUCCGAUUUAGAAGUCACCCAAUUGAAGGCUGAAAUCGAAAUGCUUAGAACUGAAUUACAACUAGCCGAAGGCGAAUUGAAGGACCGUUGUUGGGCCCCACCGGUCGCGCUACAACAAUGGCUGCAACUCACCCACGAAAUAGAGAACAAAGGUUAUCUCAAGAAGAAAAUCAGCGCCGAAAAGCAAUUACAACAAGCCCGAGAAGCCUGCGAGAAAUUGAGGAAGAAACGAUCGAGUCUCGUGGGGGCUUUCGUAUCGACGCACGGAAAGUCCAUCGACGAAGUGGACAGGAGCAUCGUGGAGGCGCGAACGUCCCUGCACGAGGUCACGCAGGAGUUGCAGGAGCGCGUGCACAGGUGGAAGCAAAUCGAAAUGCUGUGCGGUUUCAACAUCAUGAACAACAACGGUUUCAAUUAUUUGGAGAACUCGCUGUACAGGAAUUCCAACGGGAGAGGUGGGGGAUUAAGAGGACCAGCGAGCAGUACGGAUAAUUUGGAUGAUGAUACGGGAUCUGUUUACAGCGCCUAUCCAGGUUAUCACAUUAGAGAUGGGGAUUCUUCGAGCAGCGAAACUAGCAAACAGGAAGAAGAAAGUUACGGGACCGAAUCCAAAGUGGGCAGUCGAAAUAACGUCAAUUUUACUGUAGGCGACGAUAUUUUCGACGAAACCUUGUGCAGCCCCACACUGUCCCGGAGCGCCGCUGGUAAAUUCACCGCGCAGCAGCCGAAGAGCAUCAGCCACAAUCAGUUGAACCUGCUGAACAGCGCUUCGAAGGCCGCCGCCAUGACCCGAUCGGUGUCCACCGACAUGGCGUCGCCCGCGGUCGAGGCCAAGUCGAAGUCCCUGUCGGAGACCAAUCUGAAAUCCGACAAGCAAACGGCCACGAUCAAGGAGCAGCCGAGCACCUCGACCGAGGACGAUAUCUGCUCGACGAGCUCCUCGGUGCUGGACGAGGACGUCAAGAAGAAGAAGCGCAAGAUGAAUUUCUUUUCGAAGAAGAGCAAGGUUUUCGAUCCGAAUUAUCGCAAUAAAGGGCAAGUAUUUUCAUGAACAUUUCAGUUCCAUCAUCAUCCCCACGACAAGAGUGAAUUAAUUAAAAUGAUAUACGAACGUUAUUGAAAACAAAGUACUCAUUUUUGUAAGUAUUUGUUUUAUUUUAAUAUUUACAAAAUAAAUUAUAAAAUAUCACGAUUUGCUUUUGAACUAAACGAUUACCUGAGGUCUUCUGAAAUACACAAUUCCGGCUAAAAUAACAGUCAAUGUAGUUAUCAAAUAUAAAUCCCAAUUAGAACCUAAAAUUUCGUUAAAAUCCAUCAAAUGGUGCACGGGACCCUGCAACAAAAACUAUAAAAAUAAAAUGCAUAAUCGCGUUUAAACGUACCACACAAUUUAAACAUUUCUAUCAACGUUUAUUUUACUCGUAUAUCAACAAUUCGUUUACCUCUUGAAUACUUUCGACGCUGAAGAGCACGUUUAACUUGAGCAACGCCAACGCGACCGGUACUUUCGCGUCAGGACUCAACUCGGCUGCUCUAUCGUAAUACCGCUUCGCCAAGUGCAUAUCUCGAGCCAUUCCGAGUCCCUGUUCGUGCAUGUAACCUAAAUUGAACGUCGCUUGUGCGUUGUGCUGCUGAUCAGACGCCAAACGAUAGUGGAUCGCCGCCGUUUCAUAAUCUAUGUUCGUCCCCAAACCAUAAUAGUAGUAAUCUCCCAGUUUCACCUAAAUAGUAAUAAAGAUUGAUAAGGGUGUGUGGGCAAGAGAGCGAUAUGAUUUGUUCUUGUUUCGUACAUCAUUAGUACUUAAUUACAGUAUUUCUUAAUUGUUUUUACUCUAAUUGCCAUUUUAACUAUUUCGAACUGUUCAAAAUCAUUUAGGGUGGUGCAGUAUCAUUUUAGAAUUGAAUACUACAAUUUGAAAGAGUUCAGAACUAUUUAGAACUUUAAACAACACUGAGGAUUGUCCAGAAACAUUUUGAACUAUUUUGGGAAUUAAUUAGGACCAUUUGAAAUAGUUCAGGACUAUCUAAGAACUACUCUUCUCUACUGUUCUCUACUCUAUUGUACUCUAAUCUACUCAAUGUUUGCAAUGAACUGAAGUAGUCCCCCCUUUCAACUUAAAAUACAAUGUACGAGAAUCAAGAAACAGUUUUUACAGUGGGAUUAAUAAUCCUGACAGUUUUUCUCUCACAUAACAAAUAAAGCAUUACCUGUGCUGCUGAAUAACCUUGUGCAGCUGCUCGCCCCCAAUAGAGCAAGGCGCGCACGAGGCCCUCGGACGUAGUUAACAUGGGAAUUUCAUUUCUAUCGAGCAAAAAGGCCGCGUUACUCUGGGCCACUUCGUAUCCUAAUUCCGAUAGGAGCGCGUAUUGCACGAACGACUCGUCGUAUCGCCCGUUUCGAUAGUCGGAGUGAGCCUGAAAAAGUGAAUUAUUAAACUAGAAUACUCGAUGAACGUUGUAGACGGACCUGCAUGAGAAUUUCACCCCAUCUACCGCGUUCCGCUACGUUCUUGAACAAUUCCACGGCCGUAGCGCACGAUCGGAUCAUCCCCGUUCCUUGGGCGUGCAUUUGACCUAAGUUGUAAUAGGCCAAAACGUGACCGGAUUGAGACGCCAAUGAAAAGUAUUUGUUGGCCAUUUUGUAAUCUUUUUUCACUCCCAAGCCGCCUGAAAAUCAAUAAUACGGCAAAUAAAGCAACAGUGUAAUGUAUUAGUAUUAUUUACUUACUAAAAUACAUAUUUCCAAGCUGUAAUUGCCCAUCUACCCAGCCUUGAUCGGCUGCUUGCAGGAAAUACUGAUGCGCUUUCGAAUAGUCCUUAUCUACUCCACGACCAUAUAAGUACAUCAAGCCCAAACCACUCAAACCGACAGGGUUGUUCAAUUCGGAGGCUUUUUUGAAAUACUUCAACGCAGUUUCGUUAUUGGCUGGAAUUUCGUCGCUACCGUCUAGGUA
This is a messenger RNA of Phyllotreta striolata, 4383 nucleotides long. The record is from the annotation of a GenBank genome assembly. Lineage: Eukaryota; Metazoa; Arthropoda; Insecta; Coleoptera; Chrysomelidae.